This is a messenger RNA of Ostreococcus tauri, 1335 nucleotides long. RefSeq names its product DNA glycosylase/AP lyase, H2TH DNA-binding. The transcript has a single exon. Bases 1 to 1335 code for a protein of 444 amino acids. Gene Ontology annotation, biological process: proteasome-mediated ubiquitin-dependent protein catabolic process. Lineage: Eukaryota; Viridiplantae; Chlorophyta; Mamiellophyceae; Mamiellales; Bathycoccaceae. The record is from RefSeq and is a predicted model, not a curated record. Gene Ontology annotation, molecular function: zinc ion binding; ubiquitin protein ligase activity.
AUGUCACACCUCGGGGAGUCCCACUGCGCGCUCUGUCGCGCCCCGUUCAACGCCCUGCCGGCGCUGUCGAGGGCGUUGGAGAAUCAUCAUCUGUGGUGCGACGUCGGGGCGUUCGCGGAGCGAUUGGAGCAGAACAGAGCGGAGGAAGUGGAGCGCGGGCACAAGUCGCCGACAUUCGCGCGGUGCGACGCCGCGUCGGUCGGACGACACGCAGGAGAAGAUGCGAUGACGAUCGUGGACUUUGGUCAAGCGCUCGACGCGAUGGAGAGCGACGAGGCGAUCUCGAGUGCGAUGAAAGAAGCGGUGGAGCGAGGGAAGGAUGGCGCGCGCGGGACGCUCGGGAGGUGCGAGACGUUCGAUCCAUCGCUCGGGCGAGACGUCGCGGCGUUUCACGCGUGCGCGUGUUUGAAUCACAGCCGAGAGCCGGUCGGGGAUAUCGGGGCGUUUUGCGGGGAGAUCGCGAGCAGACCGGUGGUGUGUCAACAGUGCGGGACGCUAUACGAGCGCGCGCACGCGGACGUGUUGACCGCCCGAGCGGGCGUGGGCGGUGAGUGGUGCGUCGCGUGCGGAGCGACGAGAGAACCGACGAGGGUGAUUUUAGCGCUCAAGGAGGACGUGGAGGCGACGUACCCGAAGGCGUUCAUCGAGGCGUCUCGAAAGAGGUGCGACGAGACGCUGGCGAGAAGUUUGGUGGCGCUCGAGCGAGAGAUUGAGCGUAAGGAGGCGGAGGAGCGACGUCUCGCGGAAGAACGCGGCGUGGAGAUGAACGCAACAGCCACAGUCGCUUGCGGUGACGGUGAGGACGAGGAAUUGAGCGAGAACGAGAACGAUGAUAGCGAGUCCGCGCGUUCGACAGUGGAAAUCGGAGGCGCGACCACACUCGUGUUCAAUCACGAAACCUUCACGCACUACGGCGUCGGGUGCGACUUUUGCGGUGUCUACCCGAUCGUUGGACCUCGAUAUCAGUGCGAAGAGUGCGCGACCGAGGAGUUCAUGGGAUUCGAUCUGUGCUCAAAGUGCAUGCAAAACGUCUUCGAGCACCCCAAUCGCAAGCGCGACUACAGAUUCGCACAAAAUCACACCGACGCUCACAAGAUGGUCCUCGUCCGUCCGCGACCGACGCUAAUUCACGUCAUGAAGAGCCUUCACCCUGAGCUCUCGCACGCGCAGAUCAUGCAGUGGUUGGAGAGUCAACAGCGCGCGACGCGCGAGGCGGAAGCCGCCGAGGCGGCGGAGGCGGCUGAACGCGAAGAAGCCGCCGAAGAAGACGUCGAUCUCGCGCUCGAAGCCGACAUAGAAUCAUCCGACCUCGCUGACGACGAGAGAUCGUCUUAG